Messenger RNA from Fusarium pseudograminearum CS3096, 867 nucleotides. RefSeq lists its product as uncharacterized. The record is from RefSeq and is a predicted model, not a curated record. Gene Ontology annotation, cellular component: kinetochore; Mis6-Sim4 complex. The coding region runs from base 1 to 867 and encodes 288 amino acids. The transcript has 2 exons. NCBI's taxonomy places the organism in Eukaryota, Fungi, Ascomycota, Sordariomycetes, Hypocreales, Nectriaceae.
AUGUCAUCCGAAACUCCUCCUCCAACAGAAAGCGAACUUAUCGAUCAGGAAAUUGCGGCCCUCAAAGAACAAGCUGCUGCAUUACGCAAGUCGCUCAAGAUCCAAACAUCUACUAUCCUCUCCGCACCCUCGACGCAAGCUCUCCUCAAGUCAAACAAAGGGUUCUCGUCCCGCAAGUCCUCAUCUCACACCAAAGUCCUCAGCCAGUCCGAAAAGCAAAAGGCACACACACAACAAAACCUUUACCGCUCGUAUAGCUCCGUUACGGCCUUCAAGGUCCAUGAUCCAGAUCCCAAUGCAGUCGACGGCGGCCAUGUUUUGGGUUUACGAUUCGAAAUAAUGUCCAAGAGCCAGUUCUUGCAGCCAUACUACGUCUUUCUCAACCGACCAUACUACAACUCAAAACACAUGCGCGUUCACAGAAAUACACUCCCUCCUGCGAUUUCCAUUGCUGGAUUGGCGGCGCGACAUCUCCCAGCUCCACGCCCAGAAAGUAAUAGUCCCCCACGGCAGGACUUGGAUCGAUUUGUCAGAACGCUACGACGGGAGGUUGUGCGGUAUCAUAACAGAUUGGGUGUUUCCGCCGAUUUAAGACGAAGCCUGGGACUACACGGCAAAAUCGACGAUACAGUUUUACCCGACGACAUUGUUGAGGUUGGGAUAGCGGACAUCGAGGCCAAGCAGAUCAGGUUUUCCUGGGCCGAUGACCGAAGCGGCAGAGUUGUCAUGGACAGUGACGGCAAGGUUAUCAAGCUCAUGAUGUUUGGCAGAGAAGGCCGUGACUGGGAGACGACUAAGGAGCUGUAUGGCAAGUACGAGCGUAUCGAAGACGUGGCCAAGACGCUUCAGGAGUAUGUCAAUGGUUGA